Kwoniella botswanensis is the source of this 1065-nucleotide messenger RNA. RefSeq lists its product as uncharacterized. NCBI's taxonomy places the organism in Eukaryota, Fungi, Basidiomycota, Tremellomycetes, Tremellales, Cryptococcaceae. Gene Ontology annotation, molecular function: ATP binding; ATP-dependent FeS chaperone activity; 4 iron, 4 sulfur cluster binding. The transcript is spliced from 8 exons. Bases 1 to 1065 code for a protein of 354 amino acids. The record is from RefSeq and is a predicted model, not a curated record. Gene Ontology annotation, biological process: mitochondrial respiratory chain complex I assembly; iron-sulfur cluster assembly. Gene Ontology annotation, cellular component: mitochondrion.
AUGCAACGAUCCAUUCUGGUUUCUGUGCGACCCAUCUUCCAAUCGACCGGGACGGAAUUGAGACUAGGAGCAUGUUCGGGCUUAGGCUCAAAGUCGAGGCUGAGGUUGAUACAUACGACAUCGUGUCUCCGAUCGCAUGAGAACCCAUUGGGGAUACCAAAACGAAACCCCAAUCCUGCACCUACGAUACCACGUAGGGGAGCACCACCUCAAAAAUCACGUAUAAAAGGUGUGAAGCAGAUCGUAGUGGUGGCUAGUGGGAAGGGUGGGGUCGGUAAAUCCACAGUAGCUGCAAACCUAGCAUUGUCCCUACUUCAAAAUUCACCGUUACCCAAUCCGCCCAAGAUAGGUCUUUUGGAUCUAGAUAUAUUCGGUCCAAGUGUACCUAAAUUGAUGGGACUGGAAAAUGCUGGUGAUCCAAAUUUGAGUGAUGAAAACAAAUUAAUACCUUUACAGAAUCAUGGAAUCAAGACCAUGUCAAUAGGGUAUUUACUACCGCCGAACCCCGCAAAUGACUCGCCAGUCGUAUGGCGAGGAAUGAUGGUGAUGAAAGCUGUCCAACAGCUCCUUUUCGAUGUCGAUUGGACAACAAACAAAGGAGAGUUGGACGUGUUGGUCAUUGAUAUGCCACCUGGUACGGGUGAUGUUCAGUUAAGUCUGGGACAAUUGGUAGAUGUGGACGGCGCUGUGAUUGUCUCAACACCGCAGGACGUAGCUUUAAUAGAUGCACGAAAAGGUGUAGGAAUGUUCAACAAAGUUAACAUACCUAUAAUUGGUCUGUUACUCAAUAUGUCCCAUUUCACUGCACCCGACACUUUGAACCGCUACGAGUUAUUUGGCAGCUCGAAGAACUUCGAGAAAGCUGCUGGCGAGCUUAAUCUGGAAGUGCUAGGUAAACUACCGUUAGUACCGUCUGUGAGUGAUGGUGGAGAUGCAGGUAGGCCAAUAAUGGUACAGAAUAAUGAAGAGGGAAAGGAAGUGCGAAAAACUAUGAGAGAGGUCAGUGAGAAGGUAUGGAGCUGGUUGAAAGGUCGUGAGAAGUCAAGUCUGGGCACGAGGGGAUAA